CUUGUUCAUCAAUCAUCAAGGGAGAGAAGGCAUACGUCAGUCCAUCAAUGAAGAUGUAAGCCCGAAGAAUACAUAAGCUCGUGGGAAGAAAUCUCAUUCUCUAGGCUCAACGACUCUCUUCUAACAUCACUAGAUUAACAGCUUCAACAAAUAAAUCACCAUGCCUAAGGAAAACGACGAUAUCCGGGACAAGGAGUUCGAUGCUGUCCACGCAUACUUCAUCGGGCCCAAGGGCUCUAACCUUCCCGACUUCAGAGCCAACAUCAACACUAUUCUCGAUGAACUCCUCGCCGCUCGUCAAGCCUACCAUCCCGAAGAUCAAGCCUUCAUCUCCAAAGAAUACCGCCGGUCCCCUGUCUUCCUCAAAGCCAGAUCCGAUCUCCGCCUCGCCACCGAAAAGGUCGCACAACUUCUUGGCGAACACUCAGCCCCCUUCUGGUCACCCCGCUAUGAAGCGCACAUGUGCACUGACCUGACCAUGUCGUCACUCCUCGGGUACUUCAUGACCAUGCUGUAUAACCCGAACAAUGUCGCGCUCGAGGCUAGUCCGAUGACGACGCUUGUUGAACUUCGGGUUGGGCAGCAGUUGUGUAAGCUUUUCGGGUACAAUACGGAUGCGCAGAAAUCUCCGGUUUCCUGGGGUCAUAUUACUUGUGAUGGGACGAUUGCUAAUCUUGAGUCUAUCUGGGUUGCUCGAAACCUCAAGUUUUAUCCACUUAGUCUCUGCCUUGCAUUACGGCGUGGAAAACUUCAGUUCAUUGGAGACAAGUUCUACGCCACUCGGUGUUUUCACGCAUCCAAGAAAACACUCUUCAAGGAUCUUCAAGGAUGGGAUUUGCUGAACCUCCGCUCCGAGGUUAUUCUUGAUCUUCCCAAUGAGCUGAACAAGCAAUUUGGUAUUACCAGCAAGUUCCUCGAGAGCGCCCUCAAUGAGUUCAACAUCCAGACCAUUGGGCGCGAGGUACUUGAGAGAGAGUUCCAUGUCAAGAACCCGAUCAAGUAUUUCGUCAGCAAGACGCGUCACUAUUCUUGGCCAAAAGGAGUUGCCAUUGCCGGCCUUGGCUCGGGCAACGUGAUCGGCGUCGACGUCAAUAACGCUGCGCAGAUCGACAUUAAGGUCCUUGAGAAACAUCUCGAAGAAUGCGUCAAGACCGAAACAGCCGUCUUCGCAGUCGUAGCAAUCAUCGGAUCCACUGAAGAGGGCGCAGUCGACAGACUCACCGACAUCCUCCGCCUUCGUAAGAAGUUCCAAGAGGAGCAUGGCCUAUCGUUCCUCGUUCAUGCUGAUGCAGCUUGGGGAGGCUAUUUUGCCACCAUGGUGAAUCCCGACCGACGCUACAGCGUUGAGGACCAGGGUUCCUCUAAGCCUGAGCCUGAGUGGUACCUCGAUCCCAAGACUGUUGAGGACAUCAAGGCUAUGGCUGAGGCGGACUCGAUUACUGUUGAUCCGCAUAAGGCUGGAUAUAUCCCGUAUCCUGCUGGGAGCUUGGUCUACAAAGAUGGAAGGAUGAGACAUCUGGUCACAUGGUCUGGCCCGUAUCUCUCGCAGGGCUCUGCGGAGAAUAUUGGUGUCUAUGGCGUUGAGGGCAGUAAACCCGGUGCUUCAGCAAUGUCAGCAUGGUUCUCCAACUCAACCAUUGGCCUCAACCAUCAUGGCUAUGGCAAGUUACUCGGCGAAGCAACCUUUACAAGCGCCAGACUCUCAGCUCAUUACGCGACCAUGAUCAACGACGACUUCAUCUGCGUCCCCUUCAACAUGCUCGCGGCAGAGAACAACGGUAGUCGAGGAUUUCUCUCCAAGCCUGUCGAAAAGCAACGCGACAAGAUCCGCGAUCUCAUCAUCGGCAAGAAAGACAAGGACAUCUUCGCCUCCAAAGAAGCCAUGAAGAUCAUUCGAGAUCUCGGUUCAGACACCAACAUCAACUGCUUUGCUCUCAACUGGAAAGACAAAGACGGUAAUCUGAACACUGAUCUUGAAGAGGCAAACUAUCUCAUGAAAAGAGUCGUUGAUAGACUUUCCAUCACUUCUGCUAACACGGAUCCUACCGAGAUCCCCAUCUUCCUGACAUCAACACAGUUUCUCCAUGAGGACUAUGGGUCUUGCGCUCAUAAGUUCAUGGAGAGAAUGGGAGUUGGAAAGUCUAACCAAAGUCUUUUCGUUAUUCGAAACGUAGUUAUGAGUCCAUUCCCGACUCGUCAGAACUUCAUUGACAAGUUGAUGCGCGAGUUUGAGGAAGUCAUUCGCGAUGAGGUUGACAAAGUUCGGAAGAGGAACGACCCUGGUCAGAAGAAGGUCCAGUUCCUUGUGCAGGGCACACCUGGUUCUUCUGAGGUAUUCCUGUCGUUCCAGGCUUCGUUCCACAGCGCGACAAAACGGCAGCAGAUUAUCCUGUCCGCGACUCUUGAUAGUACCUUGAGGGAUUUUCACAAGGAGCUUACUGGGGGUAACCAGGAUAGUAUUGUGAUGCUUGAGUCGACUGAGAAGGUGUUUAUUGAGGAUGUUGUCGAGGUACUUGGUAGCUUGGAUGUCAUCAUGUACGAGAAGGGAACCAAGAAAUACCAUCAGAGAGAUGGAACCAUCACUCUCAACUCAGUAGUCAAGAGCCGCCCUCUCAACUCCAUCCAUCGCGAGAUUGACUAUCCCGCCGAUGUCAUGCCCUUCUACCUCUACGGCAACGAGAAGGAGAUCCACUGCUCACACAUGCUCGUCAAAUCACCCAACAUUUCCCUCGCAGCCAACAACAUCACCUUCAACCCAAGUCUGUCUACCGAGAUCAACCAUCGCCAAUCCGUCGCCGAGCUUCUCGCAGAGGGUAUGAUCCUCGGUCUUUCUGAAAUCCCCGAGGAUUCGAUGCAGCCUUUCGCUGAGAGGAACCAAGACUUGGCGGAGGAGUUCUUCUUCCGUCAGGGCCAAAAGUUCAAGGUCAAGAUUUGGAAGGAUCCUAAGGAUGCUACUGCUCAUGGGCCGGGUUUGCUUGAUGAUCUUGGACGACACUUGUAUGAGGGAGAGAUGACGUUGGGUGAGAAUGUGUUUGUGGAUGCUGAGGGGCCGAAUGAGGAUAAGUUGAAGGAUAGAAAGGUUGAGUCUGACUCGUGGCAGAGAAAGUUGGAUGAGGUUGGAAGCUUGUUGGAUGGUACUCAUGUCAACUGCCAAUAGUCCUUCACUCGGAAAUGUUCAGACCAGCUUUAGCAAUAUGAUUUUGGUAUCACUCCAAUCUAUGUUUAGCAACUUAUUUAGUUCUCUGACCUCCCAUUAGGCCCCGGCUGUGAUCUCAAUAUCAUAUCUUUCAUAGCCACUG
Fusarium odoratissimum NRRL 54006 is the source of this 3299-nucleotide messenger RNA. RefSeq lists its product as uncharacterized. Bases 161 to 3157 code for a protein of 998 amino acids. Lineage: Eukaryota; Fungi; Ascomycota; Sordariomycetes; Hypocreales; Nectriaceae. The transcript has 7 exons. Gene Ontology annotation, biological process: carboxylic acid metabolic process. The record is from RefSeq and is a predicted model, not a curated record. Gene Ontology annotation, molecular function: pyridoxal phosphate binding; carbon-carbon lyase activity.